AUGUUCGCGACGCGCGCAUUCCGUUGCCAGCCGUCGUCGAAAUAUCGCAUCAAAAAGACGAGAGACCAGUUGCGUUGCCAUCAAAACUACAGACGACGACGACGACAAAAAUGUACGCCGCAGGCAGAGGUGCGAUGCGACUGCUGAUGGUGGCCGCGUUCGUGGUGGCCGUGGCGGGCGUCGCGCGGCGGCCACGGCAGCCGCGGAGCAAGGCGACCAGGGUGUACCGGCCGAACAUGGACGCGAGGAAGCUGCUCAAGCAUGUGAUGAUGCUCGAGGAAGAGUGGACGGACGUGCUGCGUGAACACAUCAAGCUGCUGGGCGAGCCACCGCACAUGGGACGAGAGCUCGCCGGGCCGCAUGUGGGGCCAGGGCCGGACCCGACCAAAAAAUGGAGCGAGGAGACGGUCUUGUACGACGUGCGCGCAAUCGUGGCCACGGUGACCACAUAUUACAGCAACAUCCGGUCGUUCGUCGAGUACGGUGCCAAGGCCGUGCGCCGGGCGCUGGCGUGCUACACGUUCAAGCAGGUGUUCUACCAGUCGUACAGCAUUUCAAUGUUGAUGGACAAGGAAGCCGAGGAGAACAUCGUGAUAGAAACGGCCAACGCGUUCAAGAAGAACACCGUCUCGUUCGUCGACAUUCUGUCCGCCGUGCACGACGCCGACCUGACCGUCCUGUUGCACGCCUACUGGGAGUCGAUCAAGCUGUUACAGUACGACGGCAUUCAACGCUUGGAAAAACUGCCGUAUCCGAAGGCGUUGGUGAAAAGCAUUAAAGAUUUGACCAGAAAGGCCGAAAUUUUCAUGUCCACAUAUUGUAUACCGUACUCGGACGUAGACGUUUUCUUCCAGAGGACAGGCAUCCGGCCGAAGACCCCGCUGAUCAAGGACCCCUCAAUCGAGACGAUAAUGUCGAUAGAACAAAUAGCCGAAAUGUUCCGCGACCAAGCGCAGCACAUGGCCCGGACCGCCCGUCGCCUGGGAAUUGUCACCAUGCCCGCUCACCAGUGGUCGUCGCUGUUCUACUACCGCGGGCGCCCGUGGCCGGACAGCACUUACCUGGACGUGGCCGCCCCGACCGCGGGUGAAGCCGGCCCCAGUGAAGCUGGCCAGAGUUAAGCACGUCUCGUCGUCCGGAAGACGCGCCACCACCGAACGGUAGACACCUGAUGAACGUACAGACACACACGAUGGAGUUAUUAUAACGAUAUAAAAUAUUAUAUAAUUAUCAUUGUUAACUUAUAGUGUUUAGGUAAUAUAUUAUUAAAUUUUUAAAUCCUUAUCGGCUCAUGUUUGUCCACUUUCAAUCAAUAUCAAUAUUUAAAUAAUAUUUUACAAUAUAGUAUACGUAUAAAAUAAUAU
Molecule: messenger RNA, 1364 nt
Organism: Acyrthosiphon pisum (pea aphid)
Lineage: Eukaryota; Metazoa; Arthropoda; Insecta; Hemiptera; Aphididae
Exons: 1
Coding region: 111-1121 (336 amino acids)
Source: RefSeq, a predicted model, not a curated record